CUGCAACCGAACAGCAAGAGGCUCUUUCGCACCUACUCAAACAGUAUUUACGAGGAUGUUUUUAGUGACACCGCUGGUAAGCUAAUUGGUCCUCCUGCAUCCGUGCACCUGAAGCCCGGAACAGCCCCUGUGUUCGCCAAGGCGCGCAAUGUACCGAUGGCACUCAAGAGCCAGUACGCCAAAGAAAUCGAAAAGAAACUAGCGUCAGGUGCCUACGAAAAGGUCGACUAUUCGGAGUGGGCAUCCCCGACCCACAUCGUAGUCAAGAAGAAUGGAAGCUUACGCAUCACCGGAAACUACAAACCAACUGUAAAUCCCGGGAUGAUCAUCGACGAGCAUCCGAUCCCGAAGAUUGAUACGAUCUUCAACUGUAUGAAGGGAGCAAAUUUGUUCUGCCACUUGGACGUGACGGACGCAUACACCCACCUCCCAAUCGACGCAGAGUUUCAACACAUCCUGACAUUGAACACUCCAACCCACGGUCUGGUACGGCCGACAAGAGCAGUGUACGGUGCAGCAAAUAUUCCGGCAAUCUGGCAGCGCCGGAUGGAAGCUGUGUUCCAAGGUCUCGCAAACGUCAUCAACUUUUUCGAUGACAUCAUAGUCUUCGCCGACGGAUUCGAAAAUUUGCUCAUCUCCCUCGCAGCAGUUUUCGACAGAAUCAAGCAACAUGGUUUACGCCUGAAUCGUGCCAAAUGUGUUUUCGCCGCCCCGGUCUUGGAGUGCCUGGGCCACAAAAUCGACGCCGAUGGACUUCACAAGUCAGACAAACACAUUGUGGCAAUCCGAGAUGCCCCUCGUCCCACCACCCCAGACGAGCUUCAGCUAUUUUUGGGAAAAGCGACAUAUUACAAUUCCUUUAUUCCUAAUUUCUCAACUCGGUCCCGUCCUCUAAGGGACAUGAUGCAGAAAGGUGAUUUGAAGUGGACGCCAGAAAAAUGUGCAGCCUACGAGGACAUCAAAUCAGCUCUGGUGUCACCGCAGGUGCUGAUGCCAUACGAUCCAGCUCUUCCUUUGAUCCUGGCCACUGAUGCAAGCAAGUAUGGCCUGGGAGCCGUUUUGUCGCACCGCCUGGAGAAUGGACUCGAGCGACCAAUAGCAUAUGCAAGCUGUGCCAUGUCUCCCACCGAGCAGCGCUACCCACAGAUAGACAAAGAAGCUCUUGCAAUCGUGUGGGCCGUCAAGAAGUUUUUCCAUUAUCUGUACGCCCGUCGAUUCACACUGGUUACAGACCACAAGCCGCUCACCCAAAUCUUGCACCCAAGCAAAUCACUACCAACGUUGUGCAUCAGCAGAAUGGCCAAUUAUGCAGACUACAUGGCGCAUUUCAACUACGAGGUUGUUUACAAAUCAACGAAGGAGAACGUCAAUGCCGAUUAUUGUUCUCGCUUCAUCCCGAAUCGAUCAGCUGAUUGUGUAAACAAGGUGAGUGCCCCAGCCGCCCUUUGUGAGGGAAGAGAUAGUAGUGAAGACGACUUCGAUGCAUUCGUUUUGCACCAAAUUGCACAACUACCAGUACGUGCCGACCACAUAGCUCGAGAAACACGAAAGGAUCCCGAACUAGGCACAAUCGUACAACUCCUAGAAGCCGGCACAGAGUUGGCCCGUUCCGGUUACAAAGCUCCAGAGGUGAAAUUUACACUUGCAGCUGGUUGCCUCUUAUUCGAGCACAGAGUGGUGGUACCCCCAGUUCUACGUCAGUCCAUCUUGAAAGAUCUUCACACCGCACACCUUGGCAUAGUGAAAAUGAAAGGGCUGGCUCGCUCGUUUGUUUAUUGGCCCCGAAUCGACGCCGAUAUCGAGCAGACGGUGAAAUCGUGUGCUGACUGUGCCCGUCAAGCGCACUCGCCGCCAAAGUAUUCCGAACACCACUGGGAGUAUCCCAAAGGCCCAUGGGAGAGAAUCCACAGAGAACCAGAGAACGGGCCCCGAACAAAUAUGUGUCGAAUCCGUGUGUACUAUUGUCUGAGCGUGUAGAAAAAAUGGAAAAAAUAAAAGUACCGGUAACGACAUCUGGUGGCUCUUAGCUAAGUUGCAAAAAUGGCGUCGUUUAUUUUGAAAUUACGG
Messenger RNA from Uranotaenia lowii, 2067 nucleotides. RefSeq lists its product as uncharacterized. NCBI's taxonomy places the organism in Eukaryota, Metazoa, Arthropoda, Insecta, Diptera, Culicidae. The record is from RefSeq and is a predicted model, not a curated record. The transcript has 2 exons. Bases 157 to 1977 code for a protein of 606 amino acids.